Messenger RNA from Coniosporium apollinis CBS 100218, 537 nucleotides. RefSeq lists its product as uncharacterized. The transcript is spliced from 3 exons. Lineage: Eukaryota; Fungi; Ascomycota; Dothideomycetes. The coding region runs from base 1 to 537 and encodes 178 amino acids. The record is from RefSeq and is a predicted model, not a curated record.
AUGUUUGCCUUCACAUACAAGCUCGACCCAGCCCUCCUCCUCUUCAUCUCCCUCCUCAUUGUCGUCGCCGCCUACCAUAUCUCCUUCAGCCACGCCGCAGCAAUGCCAAAACCGCCCGCCGAAGACUUCUCUCCCGUACCCAACGCCGACUCCAGCAUCUCCAAGCGCGAUGACCUCGGCGUGCGCUCCCCCGAAAGCCCCGUCCUUGUACCAUCCCGGGCUCCAACUAACAACCCCUUCCAGGUCUACCUCUGCAACAGCGCCAACUGGACCGGUGUCUGCAGACACAUGCUACUCGACACGCCCCAAAAUGUCUGCCACAACCUGAGCGCCAUCGAAGCGGAGGGCGGCGUCUCGUCUUUUGGGCCGGAUGAGGGCGUGAGUUGCUUGGUGUAUGACGACUACGGCUGCGACUCUGAAGACGACGGCGAUAUGUGGGGGUUCAGUUACCCGGGCGAGGGAGACCUGGCGUCACGUGGGUGGGACAAUAGGAUCUUGAGUUAUAAGUGUUUUCGCACCUAUGAUCCUGAAGGCUGA